This is a messenger RNA of Procambarus clarkii (red swamp crayfish), 1958 nucleotides long. Lineage: Eukaryota; Metazoa; Arthropoda; Malacostraca; Decapoda; Cambaridae. The record is from RefSeq and is a predicted model, not a curated record.
ACCACUUCCGGAGGACAGUGAAGCACACACCUGAGCCGCCGAGACAUAUUGUCCUCUUCCUCACCUUUACUACGUUCUCCCUCAACUUUUUUCACUAAAAUGGUAACGAACGGUAGACGGAAAUGUUGCCACUCCAAGGUGUCGCUGGAAUGGAGUCUAGGCCUCUGAAUCGUCAUACUAUUAUGAACAACCCACUGAUGCGACACCCUAAUUAUCAGGCCCUGAACCAGCCAUCACAGUCCACUAGAUCCCCAAGGAUGCAGUCUCUAGCAGCUGUCUAGCUCCCAGGCAUCGGCAAACGGGGUUCAGCAAAAAGGCAACCUGGAAGAGGACGACUCCACACUGAGUAGUUCAGCGUGUGGAGGUAGCAUGGACUCUGCACAACCAGGACACCAGAGUUACGUGUCUUUUGCCGGUGGCUCUGCUGCCAAUAACAGCACAUUUCAUCUGGACUCCGAUGAGCCGGAGUUUCCUGGUAUUGGUCAGUACGAUGACUUUCACACAAUCGAUUGGCAGCGCGAUGUGGCUAGAGACCGCAUGCGUCACCGUUACAUCAUCAAGAAGAAAGAGGACAGCAUUUGGGAUUGGAUAAAAAGUGGUCAUGACGCCUGGUCGGGAUGGUUGUGUGUGUUCAUGGUGGGCGUCAUUGCAGGCGCUGCUGCUGGCAUGAUUGACAUUGGGACAAGCUGGAUGUCUGACCUAAGAUUUGGGAUCUGUCCCGAGGCUUUUUGGUUUAACCAGGAGCAGUGCUGUUGGUCUUCAAAUGAGACGUUCUAUGAUGGAGAUAAUUGCUCCAAUUGGUUUUCCUGGCCUGAGGUGUUUGGUCAUGCUCCAGAUGGCGCGGGAGCGUACAUCAUCUCCUACAUCUUCUACAUAAUGUGGUCAUUGUUAUUUGCCUCUUUGGCUGCAUCUCUAGUCAUGAUGUUUGCUCCAUAUGCUUGUGGCUCAGGGAUACCAGAGAUAAAGACCAUUCUGAGUGGAUUUAUCAUUCGGGGGUACCUUGGCAAAUGGACACUACUGAUCAAGUCAUUAGGCAUGAUACUUGCUGUUUCUGCCGGCCUCUCACUGGGGAAAGAGGGCCCCCUGGUGCAUGUGGCCUGUUGCAUUGGAAACAUACUGUCUUAUCUUUUCCCAAAAUACGGGAAAAACGAAGCAAAGAAACGUGAAAUUCUCUCUGCCGCUGCAGCAGUCGGCGUGUCUGUUGCUUUUGGGGCUCCCAUUGGUGGAGUAUUGUUCAGUCUGGAAGAGGCAUCAUAUUACUUCCCACUCAAAACACUGUGGCGGUCAUUCUUUGCUGCUUUGGUAGCUGCGUUUGUCCUCCGAUCCAUUAACCCGUUUGGGAAUGAGCAUCUCGUCCUGUUCUAUGUGGAAUACAGCAAACCCUGGAUAUUCAUUGAGCUGGUGCCCUUCAUUGUUCUCGGUGUAAUUGGGGGCAUCAUUGGUACUCUGUUUAUCAAGUUCAACAUAAAGUGGUGCCGGUUUCGCAAGACAUCUCUGAUGGGCCAGUAUCCCCGGCUGGAGGUGCUCAUCGUGACGCUCAUCACGGCAUUCAUAGCUUACCCCAAUCCCUAUACUCGUAUGAAUACGUCCAACCUCAUCUACCUGCUCUUUUCUCAGUGUGGGGUUGCCAACAAUGAUAGCCUCUGCUCCCCGUGGUGGCCCAUCUCAGAGCAGAUCAGGUUGAGCAAGUUCUCUCAUGACUCUUACUUCCCACAGCCAUAUGGGCUCAGUGACUACCAGCGGAACUUCACCAGUGCCAACACAGCCAUUGAAAUUGCAGCGGCUGGUCCUGGGGUCCUUCAGGCAGUGUGGCUUCUUGCUCUCGCACUGGUAUUCAAGUGCGUGGUCACGGUAUUUACGUUUGGCAUCAAGGUGCCUUGUGGUCUCUUCAUACCCUCACUGGCUAUGGGUGCCAUCAUUGGGCGGUUGGUUGGCAUUGGUAUGGAGCAGCUAGCGUA